UAUUCUAGGAACGAUUCGCGUCGCCAGUUCACCGUAAACACUCUGUCACAGGUCCACCAGGACGCUUCUAGAGACCGUGGCUGUCACGUCGCCGACCGCAGCCCCCUCGAAACGCCAUGUCAUCAUUCUCAGCAGCAACCUCGACGAGGAAGACCGCGGGGGACAUCAUCGCCUCUGCAUCGCGGCCCGGUAGGUCGGCGCACGGGGGGUCACAAGAGGAGCAGAACCGCAAUGACUACCGCAAGAAACUGUGGUGCGAGACGCAGUGGACGAACCUGAGCAUGCAGGCCAAGAAGACCCACGAUCUGCCCACGCUGCCCUACUUUGAUCCCGAGACCAUGCUGUUGAGCAAGGAGGUCAAUGCGCGCCUCUGGGGCCAGCUGAGUCGAUUAUGGGACUACCUGGGCCCCGAGCGCGCUCCGUACGCCACGCCCAUCAUGAUCGAAGGCGGGGAGGUCAGGUGGCAUUCGUUCCUGAGCGGCAGCCAAGGCGACGAGGCCGAGAUCUACGACAAGGACCUCGACGCGUUUAUGAGUCGCAGCCGCAAACCGGGCGAGUAUGAUGGAUGAUGAUAGGUGAUGAUGAUUCACACCCCCGGACGACGGGGUUGGUUUGUGGGCAGUAUCGCGGGUCAGAGAUUUCGGAGGUUCAGGUUCGUUGGAAUUUCGGAGAUUUAGGAAAUCAAAAAGUCUCGGGAAGAAUCGAGGGCGCGUUUCUAUCGGAUGCAUCUUUCCAAACGCUUUGUCUCCCUGUGGAGGCCGAUGGUGAUGCCGAGAAUGAUGGAUGUAUAUCAAUGCUCUAGACAAGGCAGCACACCGCAACACAAACGACGGAAAAUCCCCCUCUGCGCGAUUGGCAAAAGGUCUUGUCGCUUUCCUUCCCCUCGCUAUCGCACAAGUUCUGCUCGGUGUAUCUACCUCGUUCCAGCGUGACCGUGGCACCUGCACCAGCACCGCAUGUGUGGGACAAAUGUACCGAAUGCGGCACUCAGGGCACAUACAACAGCCAAACCCUCUGGCAAUUGCCAGACGACCGAAAACCCCAAGACACGUUCAGAGUGCCAAUUUGUUUGGAUUUACCCAGCACAGAUCAUGACGAAGAGGUCCUCUCUCUCUGUGGUCUCAGGGGAGCGACGGGACGGGACUGUGCGGCCUCCCUCGAAAGGUUCGUCGGUGAUGUUGGGACGCGGAUGAAGUCUUGAGAGUGAGGACAGAGCAGCGCUGACAGGAGAGACGAUACAAUGUAUCUUGAUACGUCCUGGGCAACCACAUUCCUGGGUGUUGAGAGUCCAUCGCCUUGACUUCUGGACUGGAUCCGAGCGUACGGAAUUCCUGCAGAGACCUUUCCGCUGUUUGCGCACUCUCUGCGUGCUCAAACCGAUCUCAGACAGUUCGGGGAACUCUGUGCACGUGGAGGGACUCUAUUUGCUGCGAUAUGCUCUGUAAUACCUAGUGGCCGGUGUGGCUGCAAGUAUUGCUGUAGGUUCGGCUGAUGGAAAUUGCCCCUAACUGAUAAGACGACUACAGCACGCAGCAGCAAAUCAAGUUACUGCCAAAUGAUUACAUCGAGCGCUUGCUAAGACAUGCAUCCAUAUCCCA
Molecule: messenger RNA, 1598 nt
Organism: Cladophialophora immunda
Lineage: Eukaryota; Fungi; Ascomycota; Eurotiomycetes; Chaetothyriales; Herpotrichiellaceae
Exons: 2
Coding region: 117-569 (150 amino acids)
Source: RefSeq, a predicted model, not a curated record